Messenger RNA from Eremothecium gossypii ATCC 10895, 3018 nucleotides. RefSeq names its product exocyst subunit SEC8 (gene SEC8). The record is from RefSeq and is marked provisional. The transcript has a single exon. Gene Ontology annotation, cellular component: exocyst. Gene Ontology annotation, biological process: Golgi to plasma membrane transport; exocytosis. Lineage: Eukaryota; Fungi; Ascomycota; Saccharomycetes; Saccharomycetales; Saccharomycetaceae. Bases 1 to 3018 code for a protein of 1005 amino acids.
AUGAACAAACUCAGGCUUUCUUCAAAGAGGAAUCGAUCGCUUUCGACAACGAAUUCUCCCGAUGUGGACGAGCAUAAGCAUUAUGAUUCACUCGCAAAGCUACAGAAUGAUCUUUCCCGGAUUGAAUCAAGCUGGAAUAAGGUUAUAACUAAGGAUGCGAAUCCGCUUGAACUGGCUCUGCAAUUUUUGGAUGACACCUCCGUCGGACUUGGACACCGUUAUGGAGAGUUUCACCAACUGAAAUCGCAGAUUGCGAACAACCUUCAGGAGGCAGCUAAUGAACACUACCAAACAUUUGCGAACAGCAUUGCCUCGUACGGGCAGACUGUUAAGUACUUAAAUGACUCUAGAGGUAAUAUAAGCCAAGUGAAGGGAAAGGUGGAGGGGGUAAUGGCGUCCCUGACAGUGGAAGAUCCCGAAUUGGAUGAGUUGAAUAACGAAUCGAUGAAGCAUGCGAAGAUGAUAGAGACUCUGAACGCCAUUGAACAUGUCUUACUGAUCCCUGGGCGGGUAGAGAAGUUCAUCAGUGAGAGGCAGUUUAGCAGUGCUCUAGAAUCCCUCGUACAGGGAUUUACACUUGCACAGAACCAUCAUCUCUGGCAAAUUUCCGCACUCAGCCGUACCAAACAACAGCUAGAGGCACAGGAGAAUACGCUGUUUGACACAGCGCUGGAAGAGCUUGUUGAGUUAGUGUACUCCAAACAAAAGUCUGUCUUUUCGGAUUUGAAUUUCCUGGAUCAUGUUGCAACGGAGGAGGGGUUCAACACGCUGGAGAGCCAUCUGCAUCAAGUGAUCAGUAUAGAUAUCAUGGAGCAUUCGAGUAAGAUGAACAGGCAACUGCAAGAGUUCCUUAAAAGAUUGGAAGCCAGAAAGGCUGAGGGCAACUCGUCUGUUCAGCUUACUGUACAGAACGAAACCGAUUACGACCGUAUAUUCUCUUUACUUUGCGUCCUGAACAAUAUGAACAAAUUGUCGUCUGCUCUGGAGCAGGUAGUUGCGAAGAACAAGGAAGAACUGCAUCUCAUUGUGACGAAGGCGGUUGAUAACGUUCGUGCCAAAUUCCCUAAUAUCUUAAAAAUGGUUGAUGCUAUAAAGGACAGGUCUAAUUUUGGAAUUUCAGAUAGCAACUUUCUUUCCAUUGUGUUGCGGAAACUGUUCUGGGAGAUAUUCACCAAAUUUCUAAUGGCUGCCCAAGGACAUCGUGUGAUAUAUGAGAUUCGAGAGUCCAUGCAUACCUCCUCCAACAGCAAGUAUCCCGCCCAAAAGGUGUGGGAUGAGAUUUUGGCAGAAAUUGGUAACCUUUUGAAAUCUUACACUAGUGAUCCUACCAUUUACACUAGUACUCAUUCGCGCCACAGACGCUCGAGUGCUGCAACCAGUCAUUUACCGCAAAAGAAAAAUCUAUUCAAUUUGCAAAAUAAUCUAGUGGAUAGUAAUGCGACGAGAAAUCAUGCCAAUGCAUUGAAAAGUCUGCUGCAGGAUAUGUUCCCCGGCUUCACCUCAAAUUCCAACUUAGAUCUUGAUGAAAUAUAUCUGGAAGAUGACCGCUUCGAAGAAGAAGACACGCUAAUCCCGCUGUCAGUUUUCAACAUGAAGGUCAUCUUAGAGUCAUUCUUGGUCUUUGUUGAAGGAACCAAGAACGUCAUACCUGCCCAAUUUGCUGAGGAAACUGUCUCCUCACUGGUUUUUUUCCAGGAGUAUAUGAACAACGUAUUCUUGCCCCGGCUAGACAGAACUAUAAAUUACUUUUACGAACAGCAGGUAGAGCCUAACAAUCCAUUUGCCCUUGAGACUAUCAAUGAUAGCAGUGUUAUACUGAAGACAGCCAUUGACUUUAGAAAUCUCUUCAUCAGAUUAUUAUAUGUUAUGAACACAAGCUAUAAUUAUCGGGAGGGUAUUUCUGAUAUUUUACUCUCCCUUUUGCAUAGGUUCUACACAUACUACUACAAUCUAUUCCAAAACUUGCUGACUUCCGCUAAUUCCAGAUUCACUAAGAAGCUCGUAGCAACAUGGCUUAGCGAUGAAGAGCUCAUUUCGAUUACAGAGAACAUACUUUGCGAUGACGACACAUACGUACCCCAGGAAACAACCGCCCUGCUCAAAUACUGUCCUGAUUACGAUAAGAAGAGUGGUGUAGUCUCCAAGAAUGAUUUCUUCAGCAGUAGCACUAUUGACACCAUAACCUAUUUCCUGGGCACACUCACUUGGUUGCGCGAGUGGCUCCCACAGCUCAAGCAGGAGGUAAACGAGGAUGACUACACGGUCGAUGUGAACAAUAUUGACAAACUCCGGAGCAAUUGGUCUUUCUUUGAAAUGGUCGAUCUCGAAAAGAUGGACAAGAUGGGCUCGCUCAAGUUCCUUCUCACAGGCCGUUCUCUGGAGAAGUUCAACAGUAUCGUAAAGGGCUUUUUGGAACUGGAGUACAAGCUUCUCAGCUGCCUGCGGUACGAUGUCCGUGCUAAGUGCAUAUACAACAUUACCGAGAUGCUCCACACCUCUAAGUGGAAUCCUGACGCCACUUCCAUCGAGCUUAACCCCUACAUUACUGCGUUAACUUCGGAGAUCGGCUUACUUGAGAAUAAGCUUUCACAGAGGAGCAACGAUCAGCAGCGCCAGGUCGUCUUUGUUGGUCUGUCUUACCUCAUUAACAUAGGCUUUCUGGCCUGUUCUCAUUCUAUCAGGGUUUUGAAUACCAACGGUGUGAAGAAGAUCAUCCGUAAUGUAAAUGUUCUUCAGCAAACCUGCCGCAACAUAAGCUCUACUCCAGAGAAGGAAGAUAUGUCUCUCACUUUGAACUAUUUUGCAAUGUGCUCUAUGAAUGAAAACACUGUUGUCGAAUAUUAUAAUGAAGGCAAACUGAGCCAAUACACUCUGGAGGAGGUUAAGAAUAUUCUGAGACUGCAGUUCAGUGAGGAACUAUACCGCAAACUAAGGCAUAAGAGUGGAACUCGUGUUGUUUCGAUUUCUAGCAACAAAAGAUAUGAAGACGCAGUCAAUAGAUUGGUUACACCGACCUAG